This is a messenger RNA of Trichomycterus rosablanca, 1667 nucleotides long. Its product is annotated as akirin-2-like. The coding region runs from base 429 to 980 and encodes 183 amino acids. The transcript has 5 exons. The record is from RefSeq and is a predicted model, not a curated record. NCBI's taxonomy places the organism in Eukaryota, Metazoa, Chordata, Actinopteri, Siluriformes, Trichomycteridae. Gene Ontology annotation, biological process: positive regulation of innate immune response; positive regulation of transcription by RNA polymerase II. Gene Ontology annotation, molecular function: transcription coregulator activity. Gene Ontology annotation, cellular component: nucleus; chromatin.
UAGAUGCAUUUAAUUUUGGUUUUCCUGUAGCCGUCAACAGGCAGAGAAGAAAACAGAACCAAUCCUCAACAACAGCGAAGUGAAAAUGGUGGAAAAAGAUAAACAGAGUGCAGCUGAGUUCAUUUAACUGGGUUUGUUUUUGAACGUCGCUGUUAUCGCAGCUCAGCAGUUUGUGACUCACUGAAGCUUAAUGAUUCCAGAAGAAUCGAAUAAAAAGACACUGGACAAAAUUAACCGUUCAGCGGCUUGGUUUGUUGAGCUUCUAGCUAAAUAAGAACGCUCGUCUGAAAGGCCUGGUGAGUGUGCUAGCUACAGAUCUGAUUAGCGGCGUUCCGGGACUCUGCUAACCGACCGAGCCUCAGUUCAGUCUCGUUUACUCCUGUAAUCCAGCGUGUUAAGGGUUUUAAUCGUAUCUGAGAGCAGCAGUAAUGGCGUGUGGAGCUACACUAAAGAGAUCUAUGGACUUUGAUCCGUUACUGAGUCCCAGCUCGUCUAAACGGAGGAGAUGCGCCCCGGUUUCUUCAUCCUCCUCAUCCUCACCGAGAAACUCGCUGCGCCAUGAACCUUCUCCAUUCACCCAGCUGUCAGUGUCCCUCACUACAGAGCAAAUCCUUCAUAACAUAAAGCAGGAGUAUAAGCGAAUGCAGAAGCGAAAGCAUCUGGAAGGAAGCUUUCACCAGCCUGAGGCUUGUUCAUCUCUCUUUUCACAACCUCAUGCAUCUCUUUUGAGUGGAUCCAGCUUUCAAGAGACAUCCUCUGGAGCUGUUUCACCCUCAAGGAGAGAACAGCCACUGUUUACUUUAAGACAGGUAGGCAUGAUAUGUGAACGUCUCCUGAAAGAGCGCGAAGAAAAAGUCAGAGAAGAAUACGAGGAGAUACUGACAUCCAAACUGGCAGAGCAGUAUGACACCUUUGUGAAGUUCACACAUGACCAGUUAAUGCGGCGAUUUGAAGAACAACCUGCUAGUUAUGUAUCUUGAGCUGCUCAAUGCCAAAACGCUGUUUGACUUCAGUUGCUGCAGUUUCCUGAGCUGAAUGUUCCGUCAAUCACACGCAGACCUGGUUUUAAAACAAAACUGCUCCAGUGACACUUAUGCUGACUGAGUACUUGUCAGUAUGUAUAAUUGUUCCUUGUGAACCUGGGUGCUUCCUUCUGUAAAUGUAUACGGACCUGUUUUUUUGUCUGUUAUCUUACCAGUGGCCUACUUAAUACGUGUACCAUGAGCCUUGUUACACACUUUUCUGGCAUCUAAGACUUAUCAGUAUGGAUUGCCAUGUAUUAUUUCAAGUCAUGCCACAUACACAUAGGUGUUAGUAUGGUCUAAAUCUAAAAUGUUUAAUACCUCCAAGUAUUUCCAGUUUCAGUGUGCUAUACAGGUUAGUCUUUCAUGAGCCAAAUAUAGUAAGUGGAGCAGCAGCAGUGUACUCUAGGGCUGGAAUUGGGGUAAAGCUGUUUGUGCUAUAUACUGAGCUCAUGUUAUUUUUAUGCUCACUUGUAGCUUUUUGAUUUGCUUUCUUUGUGUAUUGGUAUAGAUCAUAGAUGUCAAAGUUCAGUCCUGGAGUGUAAUAAUCUAUUUCUCACACUCUCGGCCAUGAGACUGACAGUCACGGAUUAGAAAAUAAUUCCAAAAAUGUAAAAACAUUUUAUUAAUAAAGACUUGUGUUCA